UCAUCACCGACACAAACUUGGAUCUUCUGCUUCAUCCGGUCUCUGAUCCACCAGAACCACCGGGACCGAGAACCGGAGCGUCAAACCGCGAACAGCUGCGGGGCUGCGCACGUUCGGCGGCGGCUCCUGUGCACGAGCAAGGACACGCGAACCCACAUACGGACACACACGAACGUACGCACGGACACACACACGAAUACACGCACGGACACACGCACACGGACACGCAGCCUCCAAGAUCUCCGCAGAUCUUCCAGACAUCCACCGACUCCGGACGCAGACACACGCUGACCGGAAACUGCUGAGGAGCUGAAUGUUUCUUCCUACAGCUGAUGGUCUGAUCUCUGGCUGAUCUUCUCUGAUUCCUCUUUGGUCUAUCGGAGGUCCGGUUCUCGUUCAGGUUCUGGUUCUGUCCCGCCCCCUCCGUCCUGCCAUGUCCAAUGACAGCAGCCUCCUGGGCAUCUGGGAGACCUCCGAUUGGGCCAACACCUCCCAGUGCCCGCCCUCGGGGGGGGCCACCUUCCUCAUCGUGGCCUACAGCGCCGUCAUCGCCAUCGGGUUGCUAGGCAACGCGGGCCUGGUGUUCAUCAUCGCCCGGCAACAGGAGCUACGCAACGUCACCAACAUCCUGAUCGCCAACCUGUCCUGUUCUGACAUCCUGAUGUGUGUCGUCUGUCUGCCGGUGACCGUCAUCUACACCCUGAUGGACCGCUGGGUGCUGGGAGAGGCGCUGUGCAAGGUGACUCCGUUCGUCCAGUGCAUGUCGGUGACGGUGUCCAUCUUCUCCCUGGUCCUCAUCGCUCUGGAGCGCCACCAGCUGAUCCUCCAUCCCACCGGCUGGUCUCCGGCUGCCGGACACUCCUACCUGGCCGUGGGACUCACCUGGCUGGUGGCCUGCUUCAUCUCGCUGCCCUUCCUGUCCUUCAACAUCCUCACCAACGACCCCUUCCAGAACAUCAGCCUGCCUGCCAACCCCUUCAGGGACCAUCUGAUCUGCAUGGAGCUGUGGCCGUCAGACAAACAUCGUCUGGCCUACACCACCUCACUGCUCAUCUUCCAGUACUGCCUGCCUCUGCUGCUGGUUCUGCUGUGUUACCUCCGGAUCUUCCUCCGCCUGAGAAGACGAAGGGACAUGCUGGAGCGCAGUAGGAGGACUCGGGGAGCCCAGAGGAUUAACGCCAUGCUGCUGGCCAUCGUGGUCGCCUUCGCUCUGUGCUGGCUGCCGCUCAAUGUCUUCAACACUCUGUUCGACUGGCACCACCAGGCGCUGCCCGACUGCCAGCACGACACCGUCUUCUCCGCCUGCCAUCUGACGGCGAUGGCAUCCACCUGCAUCAACCCCGUCGUCUAUGGCUUCCUCAACAGCAACUUCCAGAGGGAGCUGAAGUCGACGUUGCAGCGCUGCCAGUGUGGAAACCGGCCGACGGAGAGCUACGAGAGCUUCCCUCUGUCCACGGUGGGCAGCGAGGGCAUGACCAAAGCCACGUCCAUCAACAGGAUGGGGUCGGUGUGUGUCCCGUCGCCCAGACCGGAGAUCGGCUCGGCAAUACCUGCCAAAACACUACCGAUUAACACCUAAUGAAGAGCACCACCGAACUCUCUUCUGGCGGGAGGCUGGAAGGUAAAAGACAGCAGGAAGCAGCGAUCAGAGACGGCUGUCUGGACCUCUGGGUGAGUCCAGAAAUGUCCGGCUCAUUGUUCGGGGUCAGGAGAGGCCGAAUGGUGGAGCUCCAAGUCCAGAACAUGAGAAGCAAAACUCUGGAAAUGGACUCAAACAAGAAAGGAAGAAAAAUAACCGACUCCCUUUAGUUACUGUCACCAAUCCUCUUGUUAAGACCUUCUGAUGAUGCUGUUUCCAGGUCCAACCUUCUACUGCAUUGGUUCAUCUUUUUAACAUGCUGCAUUGAUGGUUUUCAAUAGAUAUGAGUCCUUGAGCGCCCCUGAAGUUCAAAUGGUUGAGCUGGUGGCCCAUAAACAGGGACUAGAGGUUAUUUGUGUCUGAUCUAUGACCAUUUACUGCAGGUCUUUCCUCCACUCUUCCACCCACAUUUCCUGUCUCUCUCCACUGCACACUAUAAUGCAGGCAAAAAGACAAAAAAGUAUUAAAUUAUAAAAGAUAUGAGUCCAGAAGUGACAUUCAGUUGUUAUUCUACCGCAGUUUAUCCUUUCAUUUGCCCCACUAAUUUAUGACAUAAAUUUCUGAAUAAUUUAUGAGUUUUGACGAUAGCACAACUUUAAGGUUUAAAGACUCUUCUCAGUUUAACUCUACAGCCUCCAAUCAUCAAUGUUUUAAGACUCCCCAAACUAUGAGUUACUUAUGAACUAAGUUUUGAGUUUGAAGAUUAAGCUUAGAUGUAGGGACGUCAAAAACCAGAAUCAGGGUCAAUGAAGGCACUUUUUAUCAGGUGUAUAUUGACAUUAAGACCAAACCUUGUUUAUAAUCUUAAAGGUGUCACAAAUGGAGAACACAAUGAACAGUUUUUUGAAUCACUAAUCAGCUGCUUUAUCAGUCAUUAACAGAUUAAUCAAAUUGAAUGCCAUGUAACAGACACAUGAGAUUGUCUGUAACUCCGUCCAGGUCAAUCCUAGUUUGUCAUAAACACGAGCUCUGGUUGGAGGUCAUUAACCUCCACAUUAGUCUUUGUCAUGGCGCCUGUUCCUGCUAAACUCCCACAGUGCUCGCUGCUUUAACAUGAACUGUAGUCUGAGUGACGCCUCCUCUGGUCUCUGCAGGAUUAAACGGGAAGAGGUUCCACCUGGUGGAACAACCAGGAACUACAGCUGAUCUGACGGAGCGUUUGGACCUGGAAACAGCUGCUACAUCAGACGUAACAAGCAGAUUGGUUCAGAAACUAUUGUUUUAAACAUUGGGUUUGGGGUUUGUCCGUCACCAUCUCAGUCUUUGGAAACUGGACGUCAUGAAUGAUCGGUGGAUCUGACUGAGAACUCGAGGACACUCUGAUUUGAUCACGAUGUAGCCCCAACCUAAAGCGCUUUAUCGUUUGUUUUCCCAACAGUUUCAGACAUCAACAUCUCAUUAAAUCUCUGUUAUCACUGGAUCUCAUUCCCAUACAUAUGGACCAGUAGGGACCUCCACCUUUUAGUGGACUGAGUUAUCGCCUCAUUUAAUUAAUAUCUGUAAUCACUUCAUUUAAUGGUGAUCAAGCUGUGGUUUAGUAUUAAGAAGAUUAAAAGUCCACAUUUGGAGUCAGGUCUCAGGUCAUAGUUUUGGUUUUACUUUUUCAUUUUAAGUGCUUCGUUUUCACUCGCUGUUGAAUUGCGUUUUCAGUCAGUGUUGGUUAAGUUUCUGUACUAAAAUGACUGAGAUUAAGAUUCAGCACCAUAGUGACUUGGAAAGGUUGAGACAAAAUAACACUUUGUAAAUCUUUUGCACCGAAACAACUUAGUUUAAUUUAACCAACAAACACAAAAACUACUUGGUUCAGUUUAGACACCAAAACUAUUUGGUUGAACUUAACCACCAAGCACCAAAACUGCUUGAGAAAAUAUAGGCACCAAAACUACUUGGUUAGGUUUUGACGUUUUGACACCACAACUUUUGGUUAAGUUCAGACAACAAAACUACUUGGUUAAGUUUCAACACCAAAUCUUCUCGGUUAGGUUUUGACAUGAAAACUACUUGGUGAAGUUUAGACACCAAAAGAACCUGGUGAAUAUUCAGCACCAAGUCGUCUCAGUUAAGUUUGGGUACAACAGCUUGGCUAAGUUAAACUACCUCAAUUAAUUUAUUAAGUUUUGACACAUGUCUCAAAGCAUCUUGAGACAAUUUUAACUGUAAUUGGUGCUCUAUAAAUAAAAUUGAAUUGAAUUGGCACCAAGGGCUGCACAGUGGGCUAGUGGUUAGCACUUUCUCCUUGCAGCAAGACGAUCCCUGGUUCAAAUCCCGGCCUGGGCCUGGGAUCUUUCUGCAUGGAGUUUGCAUGUUCUCCCUGUACAUGCGUGGGUUUUCUCCGGGUACUCCGGCUUCCUCCCACAGUCCAAAAACAUGCUGAGGUUAAUUGGUUACUCUAAAUUGUGUGAAUGUGAGUGUGAUUGUGUGUCUGUAUAUGUAGCCCUGUGACAGACUGGUGACCUGUCCAGGGUGUCCCCUGCCUUCACCAGAGUCAGCUGGGAUAGGCUCCAGCACCCCCCAUGACCCUAGUGAGGAUAAUAUAUAUGAAUGAAUAUAUUUUAUUUAAGUGUCAUGCACCCAUAUAAGUGCCCAGCCCGUAUGUGCUUAUAUGACCCUGGUCAUCAAACAGAGAAGAUGGCAUACAGUUAAAUGAAUCACUAUAAACAUCAGGUUGUAUACAUGGUUUUCAGUCUCAAAGUCCAUGCCUUCUCUUUAUAGCUUGCAACGGAAAAUAUUUUGUUUUCAAAUAACCAUUUUAACAUUUCUCCCUCGGACAUCCAAAACAGAUCAGGAUUAACAUUCUGGAUUUUUGCAAAUAAAACAGUUCUCAAAUUCAUAUACAAAGGACAGUAAAACAUAAAAUGAAAUUCAUCUUCAACUAAAGACAUAUCACACCCAAUACAUAGUCUUUUAUCCUCAGGAAUCCCUUUAUAACGACCAGUCUCAAUCUGUAGAGGCAGCACUCCAGCUCUGAGCUGAGCACACAGAGACCUCUGUCCUCUUUUUAAAUAACAAUUUACAUAAGGCUCUACAGAAAAACAGUCCUUCAACUGAAUGUACGUUCGUAAUUUUGGUUUACGAAACAAAUCAAAGUGCCACUUUUCUUUAUAGAUCUCAAACAAUAUCUUUCUCUGGUCUCGUAAUUUACACUGCAAAUUAUUUUGAAACAAGGACUGCAAAUUCAUAGUUACAAAAAUUUCAAGGACACCCUUAGUCCAGGGAUAUUUAUGAAUUCUAUCCCAAAUGAAUACCCUCUUGGUGAGCCUGUCCUCAGGGAAGCAUGCAAGGCGGUUCCAGAGUCUUAAGACUUCAAUCCUCUGCUUCACAACACAAGGAUAAAGCGGUGUAUAGAGGAUGGAUGGACUGACACCAAAACUUCUUAAUUAAGUUCAGACAACCAAACAACUUUGUGAAGUUUAAACACCAUAACUAACUUGUUAAGUUUUGACACCAAAACUUCUUGAUUAAGUUUAGACAGGAGAACUACCUGGAACAAACUCAUGGUUUGGAUAAAGCUUCAUUUUAUGUUUCAUGUAGCUCUAAUCUGCACAACUACAAAACAUCGCUGCUGUUAUUGGGGUUAUUUUCUGUUUAACAGAUACUGGAAUUGCUGAUAAAACCCUGUGAAGCUACUAGAAGAUGGAGGAGGACUCUGCUGGACCAAAUAUAUGGGAAUAAUCCGUGAUGAUGAUGAUGGUCUUUUGAUGGAUGAUUAUCCUCUAAAUAGAACCAUAAUUUACUAAAAGAACUCCUUACUUUGUUAAAGGAGACUUCAAACCACAAACCAGGACCAUAAACUAAUGAGAUAAGCGAUUACUGAGGUAACAGAUGAAGUGAGAAGUAGGAUCAGUUUCUCAUCAGUAGAGUUAGACCUCAUUUUGCCAUCAGUCGCCCCAUGCUGGCGGCUAGACAGACGGCAGGUUUGAUGUGUUUUAUGUGUAAAAUGUAAAUGAUAUGUUUAUGAUAACGAAGCCUGAUGAUGAUGAUGAGCAUGAAUUACUGCAGUUUAAAGGUGUGGUGGAGAUACAGUGGAAGAAAACCAACUAUUAAACUAGUCUGUGUGGAAGAUGUUUCCUUCUAUUUUCAGUGAGUUUAAAUAACCGAUAGACAUAGUGGAUGCCACGCAGCCUUACUCUCUCCUGAAUGAGGUGAAACUCUGCAGGAAUGUUUUAAACUCUCAGCUGAGUUUGUAGCAGCGUCAGACCGUCAGCAGGCUGUUAACGGUCAUUUCAACCUGUUGUUUGUGCUGUACGUGAACAGAGUAAUGUCACACAGGAUCUUCAAACCAUUUAAAAGCACCAAACUCUUUUUUAAUAUCUAGCUGUGCCUGAUUAUUCUCGUGGUGGAACAGAUGAAUUCUGAUUUGGGUUUCUAAUGAUCGUCUAUUCUAUCUGGAACCAUCAGUUAAAGUGUCUCUUUGACCAUUCGUUUUCACCUUCGCCGACUUCUCUGUUCAGUCUGCUGUCAUAAAAGUGUGAUAAAUGUGGUUUGUGUGUCGUUUGGUUUGAUAAUGUGGUGCACAAAGUCUGGAAUAAAGAACAAAAGAACUUUAGAAGAUG
This is a messenger RNA of Acanthochromis polyacanthus (spiny chromis), 6192 nucleotides long. RefSeq names its product neuropeptide Y receptor type 1-like. Lineage: Eukaryota; Metazoa; Chordata; Actinopteri; Pomacentridae. Gene Ontology annotation, molecular function: neuropeptide binding; neuropeptide Y receptor activity. Gene Ontology annotation, biological process: G protein-coupled receptor signaling pathway. The record is from RefSeq and is a predicted model, not a curated record. Gene Ontology annotation, cellular component: neuron projection; plasma membrane.